Camelina sativa (false flax) is the source of this 1114-nucleotide messenger RNA. The record is from RefSeq and is a predicted model, not a curated record. Lineage: Eukaryota; Viridiplantae; Streptophyta; Magnoliopsida; Brassicales; Brassicaceae.
AUGGAAGAGGUAGAGAUCAAACUGAUGGAGAUAAGGUGUAGAUUCACAGGCUUGUCUAUGGAGGUGUCCUUAGUAAUGGAGCUAGUAAUUUUUGGUUGCUUGUUAAGGCUAUAUAGAUUUGAGACUUGCUGCCGCCUUAGCUGCAUGGAGAAGCUAACUUCAACGAUAUCUAAAUUAGAGCUCCACCAUGAACAACAAUGCACCAAACCAUCAGAUUUUCUAACUGAAACUAAGAAGUCAUUGCUAGAGAUUGGGAGCUCUGCUGAUAUAAAUUGCUGUAGACUGCUUCAUCUCAUCAAGAUAUUUAGUUGCUUCUCUCCGGAACAGUUUACGUUCUCUAAGCUCCACCAUGAACAACAAUGCACCAAACCAUCAGAUUUUCUAACUGAAACUAAGAAGUCAUUGCUAGAGAUUGGGAGCUCUGCUGAUAUAAAUUGCUGUAGACUGCUUCAUCUCAUCAAGAUAUUUAGUUGCUUCUCUCCGGAACAGUUUACGUUCUCUAGUAAUCUGCAGUGUGUGAGCGCAGAGCUAGAGGUUCCUGGUAAUGGUCCUUACAGUCCGAUUUCGUUUUUGCCUGGUCUCCCAGUGGCUAUUCAGUGUGAGAUCACGCUGCUUAAUGUGCCAAGGGAUACCUGUUUGUGGCUGAGAAUAUCCAGAAGCGAUGAAACUUGCCAGUUUCUGUACGUGGAUCCAAACCUCUACAAUGGAGAUGCGAGAGAGAAGAAGUUCAUGUUUAAUGCAGUAACUUACAUUACCCCGAGGGCUGUUAUGUUCACAUUGCGGGUCUCAAUAGGCAUAGAGUGUUUGUCUGAAGACAUUUGUUACAGAAAAGGACGUCAUGGUCCCAAGCAUCCAGUGGCCUAUCUGUGUAAGGAAAGAGAAGUUCACCUUAACCUUGUUUCAAGAACCUAAUGACAAACAGUUGACAUGUUGUGAAUUAUGCAAAAGUUAGAGAUUCUUCAUUCUUGUUUUGAGAAACUGAUCAGUGUGGGAUAACUAUACACUGCUAACUGUUAAAGCUAAAGUAUAUGCGUUAGUAUUCCAACAAUAUAACCAGAAUUCAAAUGGGAAGAAUGUAGUAUAAUAUAUCUUCAGCUAUCACCUCAAGAUUCAA